UGACAUUGACAGUCGGUACGGAAAAGAGACAGGUCUGAAUUCAAGUGUAAUAUUCUCCUGUAACUACAUUUGGACCUUCUUGAUAGCGCUGUUUGGAGUAGCACAUUUGUGCGAGCGAGGCGGUUUCGGGUCGACUGCAGUUACGUCACUGUGGUGCGAGAAGGGACUUCGGAGAAGCAAGAGGACAGACGUUAGUAGUAGGAGCCAAAUGAUACCGUGGAAAAGAGAGGUAGCCGUUUAGCGCUCCGGGAACUGUUUUCAUGCUGCACAAACCACGAGGAGAGCAGGGCAUGGCCGGUAAGCCGUUCCGGGCCACCUUCAUCUGGAGCAGCAUCAUCGCCAACCUCCAGCAGCGCAUCCAGGUCAAGCGCCACCGUCAUAAGCUCAAGACCUACCAUGACUGUUUCCUGGGGUCAGAGGCUGUGGACGUGGUGCUGGCCCAUGUCAUCCAGUCACGGUUCUGCGGCGAUGCCGAGGUGCCUCGCUCCAAGGCCGUACGCCUCUGCCAGGCCCUGAUGGAUUCGCGGGUGUUCGAGGCGGUGGGCACCAACGUAUUUGGGAAUAAGGAGAAGAGGCGUGCCACCUUCGAGGACAGUAGCUGUAGUCUGUACCGGUUGCUUCCGCUUCCGUCUAGUCCCACUACCAUGACCAGCUUGCACUCGACGAGCACCAUCACCAUCGAGAGUGGAUACGACUCACCGAGCAAACACCGGAACAGCUACAGCCCACCUCUCAAACGUAAAGAGGACCAGUACUCCAACAACCACUCUCCGGUCAAAACAGACAAAUCACUAGAGGACGUGUUGGGGAACCUCAACAUCACCUCAACCAUCACCCCACAGAUGAUCAACCUCGGCCUCUCACAGGAGUUGGUGGAUGAGGUGUGGCGCCAGCAGACGGUGUUCAGGCUGCUACAGCUGAUAGAGCUCCCCCUUCUGGAGAGUCUGUUGGAGGGAGAGGAGCGGCCCAGGCCCCCUCUACACAGCAUGGACAGUGACCCAGACCUGCUCUACACAUCCAGCUACCUGGACAGAGAGGUCCUGAAGGCCUUCAGCGAAGCACAGGCUGAUGAGUGGUUGUCGGCGGCGGUGGACUGUCUAGAGUUCCUGCCAGAUGACUUGGUGGUUGAGGUGAGCAGGGGUCUGCCCCGCUGCGGUGAGGACCAGGGCCAGUGUAAGAGACUGGUGUAUGGGAUCCUGGUCCAGCACUACGGAGAGACACAGCACCCUCCACUACUCAGCAACCACGUCUUCGACAUCCACUCCAGCAUCUCUGAACUACUGGUGAAUGGGAAGAGGGAGCAGGCGUUGGAGGCCCUACAGCUGUGUCUGAAACUACAGGACUCUCGCAGUAAAGAGGAGCUACGCAGACUGCUGCGAUUCAUGGCCGUCGCUGCCAAACCGCAGGAGGUCAAACUGCACAAAGAGGUAGAGAACAGGAUGGCGGUGAAGAGAUCUUUCUCUAGUGCCAUCGUCUACAGCAUGAGACUGGCCAAGGGGAAGGUUGACCUGCUGGUGCUGUUUAUGGUGGAAAACCACUGUGACGUCUUCAAGAUUCCAGUGUUGUUGCACAAACUUGUGAGCGACAGACUGACCAACAUUGUGAAGGGGAAAGACCCACAAGUCUUAACAGCCUCUACAUAUUGCAGGCGAGUCAAUGGAAGAGCGUAUGUGGAGAGCAAACAGAAGACCACCAAAGAGGAACUAUGGGCUCUACUGAAGACAAUACAUGAGAACCCCAAACUGUCCAACAAAGAGAAGAGACGCUUGCUGGGACAGUUCUACAAGGGGCAUCCUGACAUCUUUGUCCAGUACUUUGGAAGCAGAUUGUCAAGUGAUGAUCUGUAGCUAACUAGGGUGAUAUUUAAGUGAAUAACUAAUGUAUUAUUUGUAAAAAACAAUAUUUAAAAAAGACAGACAAAGGUGAUGUAAAUGUUGUAAAAAUGCAGUGUAUUAAUAGGUUUGAUUUACUUCACUCAUGUGAAGAGUUGAAUGUGAAAGCUUUAAUAAAAUGUGAGAAUUGUUUUUAUAA
Molecule: messenger RNA, 2031 nt
Organism: Oncorhynchus keta (chum salmon)
Lineage: Eukaryota; Metazoa; Chordata; Actinopteri; Salmoniformes; Salmonidae
Gene: depdc7a
Product: DEP domain containing 7, paralog a
Exons: 10
Coding region: 261-1847 (528 amino acids)
Biological process (GO): intracellular signal transduction
Source: RefSeq, a predicted model, not a curated record